Messenger RNA from Drosophila teissieri, 3946 nucleotides. It is a transcript of the gene alpha-Man-IIa, whose product is annotated as alpha-mannosidase 2. NCBI's taxonomy places the organism in Eukaryota, Metazoa, Arthropoda, Insecta, Diptera, Drosophilidae. Gene Ontology annotation, biological process: mannose metabolic process; protein deglycosylation; N-glycan processing. Gene Ontology annotation, cellular component: Golgi membrane. Bases 113 to 3442 code for a protein of 1109 amino acids. The transcript has 5 exons. Gene Ontology annotation, molecular function: carbohydrate binding; alpha-mannosidase activity. The record is from RefSeq and is a predicted model, not a curated record.
AGCUCUGAUUUGUUUAUGCUAAAAAAAACCACGCAAGUUCCAAACGUUUGGAUUAUUGCAGUUGGCUGCUGAGUCUCUGACGUCGACGUUUCCAUGCUUAAUUAACCGGAAAAUGUUGCGAAUACGUCGGCGCUUCGCUUUGGUAAUUUGCUCCGGUUGCCUGCUGGUUUUCCUCAGCCUGUACAUAAUCCUCAACUUUGCGGCGCCGGCAGCCACCCAAAUAAAGCAGCCCAACUAUGAGAACAUAGAGAACAAGCUGCAGGAGCUGGAAAAUGGUUUGCAGGAGCACGGGGAGGAGAUGCGGAAUCUUAGGGCGCGUCUGGCCAAAACAUCCAACCGUGACGAUCCAAUAAGACCUCCACACAAAGUGGCUCGCUCUCCGAGGCCAGGACACUGCCAAGAUGUGGUCCAGGACGUGCCCAAUGUGGACGUACAGAUGCUGGAGCUAUACGAUCGCAUGUCCUUUAAGGACAUCGAUGGAGGCGUGUGGAAACAGGGCUGGAACAUUAAGUACGAUCCCUUAAAGUACAACGCCCAUCACAAGCUGAAAGUCUUCGUGGUGCCGCACUCGCACAACGAUCCUGGAUGGAUUCAGACGUUCGAGGACUACUAUCAACACGACACCAAGCACAUCCUAUCCAAUGCUCUCAGGCAUCUGCAUGAAAAUCCUGAGAUGAAGUUCAUCUGGGCGGAGAUCUCCUACUUUGCUCGGUUCUAUCACGAUUUGGGCGAGAACAAAAAACUGCAAAUGAAGUCCAUUGUGAAGAAUGGACAGUUGGAAUUUGUGACUGGAGGAUGGGUAAUGCCGGACGAGGCCAACUCCCACUGGAGAAACGUACUGCUGCAGCUGACAGAAGGCCAAACCUGGCUGAAGCAAUUCAUGAAUGUUACACCCACUGCCUCCUGGGCCAUCGAUCCCUUCGGACACAGUCCCACUAUGCCGUACAUUCUGCAGAAGAGUGGCUUUAAGAAUUUGCUUAUUCAGAGGACGCACUAUUCGGUGAAGAAGGAACUGGCCCAACAGCGCCAGCUUGAGUUCCUUUGGCGCCAAAUCUGGGACAACAAAGGGGACACAGCUCUUUUCACCCACAUGAUGCCUUUCUACUCGUACGAUAUUCCUCACACUUGUGGUCCAGAUCCCAAGGUGUGUUGCCAGUUCGAUUUCAAACGAAUGGGCGCCUUCGGUUUGAGCUGCCCGUGGAAGGCGCCACCGCGUGCAAUCACUGAUCAAAAUGUGGCAGCUCGCUCAGAUCUGCUGGUUGAUCAGUGGAAGAAAAAGGCUGAGCUGUAUCGCACGAACGUACUGCUGAUACCGUUGGGCGACGACUUCCGCUUCAAGCAGAACACCGAGUGGGAUGUGCAGCGCGUGAACUACGAAAGACUGUUCGAACACAUCAACAGCCAGGCGCACUUCAAUGUCCAGGCGCAGUUCGGCACUCUACAGGAAUAUUUCGAUGCAGUGCACCAGGCGGAAAGGGCAGGGCAAGCCGAGUUUCCCACGCUAAGCGGUGACUUUUUCACAUAUGCCGAUCGAUCGGAUAACUAUUGGAGUGGCUACUACACAUCUCGCCCGUAUCACAAGCGCAUGGACCGCGUCCUUAUGCACUAUGUACGUGCAGCAGAAAUGCUCUCGGCUUGGCACUCCUGGGACGGCAUGGCCCGCAUCGAGGAGCGCCUGGAGCAGGCGCGCAGGGAAUUGUCAUUGUUCCAGCACCACGACGGUAUAACAGGCACUGCCAAGACGCACGUGGUCGUCGACUACGAGCAACGCAUGCAGGAAGCUUUGAAAGCCUGUCAAAUGGUAAUGCAACAGUCGGUGUACCGUCUGCUGACAAAGCCAUCCAUCUACAGUCCGGACUUCAGUUUCUCUUACUUUACGCUGGACGACUCCCGCUGGCCUGGAUCUGGUGUGGAGGACAGUCGAACUACCAUAAUAUUGGGCGAGGAUAUACUGCCCUCCAAGCAUGUGGUGAUGCACAACACCCUGCCCCACUGGCGGGAGCAACUGGGGGGCUUUUACGUAUCCAGUCCGUUUGUAAGUGUUACCGACUUGGCGAACAACCCGGUGGAGGCACAGGUGUCUCCCGUGUGGAGCUGGCACCACGACACACUCACCAAGACUAUUCACCCACAAGGCUCCACCACCAAGUACCGCAUCAUCUUCAAGGCUCGGGUGCCGCCCAUGGGUCUGGCCACCUACGUGUUAACCAUUUCCGAUUCCAAGCCAGAACACACCUCGUACGCAUCGAAUCUCUUGCUCCGUAAAAACCCGACUUCCGUACCAUUGGGUCUGUACCCGGAAGAUGUGAAGUUUGGCGAUCCUCGAGAGAUCUCAUUGAGGGUUGGUAACGGACCCACUCUGGCAUUUUCGGAGCAGGGCCUCCUUAAGUCCAUCCAGCUCACCCAAGAUAGCCCGCACGUGCCGGUGCAUUUCAAGUUCCUCAAGUAUGGCGUUCGAUCGCAUGGCGACAGAUCCGGUGCCUAUCUGUUUCUGCCCAAUGGACCAGCCUCGCCAGUCGAGCUAGGUCAACCGGUGGUCCUGGUGACCCAGGGCAAAUUAGAGUCGUCCGUAAGCGUGGGACUUCCGAGUGUGGUGCACCAGACGAUAAUGCGCGGUGGAGCACCUGAGAUACGCAAUCUAGUGGACAUUGGCUCACUGGACAACACGGAGAUCGUGAUGCGCUUGGAGACUCAUAUCGACAGUGGCGACAUCUUCUACACGGAUCUCAAUGGACUGCAAUUCAUCAAGAGACGGCGUUUGGACAAACUACCUUUGCAGGCCAACUAUUAUCCCAUACCCUCUGGCAUGUUCAUCGAGGACGCCAAUAUGCGACUCACUCUUCUCACGGGUCAACCGCUGGGUGGAUCUUCCCUGGCUUCGGGUGAGCUGGAGAUUAUGCAGGAUCGACGUCUGGCCAAUGACGAUGAACGCGGCCUGGGACAGGGUGUUUUGGACAACAGGCCGGUGCUGCAUAUUUAUCGCCUGGUGCUGGAGAAGAUUAACAACUGUGCUCGACCGUCAGAGCUUCAUCCUGCCGGAUAUUUGACCAGUGCCGCUCACAAGGCUUCACAGUCACUGCUGGACCCGCUGGACAAGUUUAUAUUCGCUGAAAAUGAGUGGAUCGGGGCACAGGGACAGUUUGGCGGUGACCAUCCUUCGGCUCGUGAGGAUCUCGAUGUGUCGGUGAUGCGACGCUUAACCAAGAGCUCCGCCAAAACCCAGCGAGUGGGCUAUGUUCUACACCGCACCAAUCUGAUGCAAUGCGGCAAUACAGAGGAGCACGCACAGAAGCUGGAUGUGUGCCACCUACUGCCGAAUGUGGCAAGAUGCGAGCGCACGACGCUGACCUUCCUACAACAUUUGGAGCACUUGGAUGGCAUGGUGGCACCGGAAGUGUGCCCCAUGGAAACCGCCGCUUAUGUGAGCAGUCACUCAAGCUGAUCGCAACGUGUUCACGCAAAGGAUGAAAAAAGAAUCUGAAGCCAAGCGACCAAAUCCCAAUCUAUGAAUCUCGGACGCUAAUCCACUGCAAUACAGGCAAUCUUCGUUUAAUGUUCGACUCAAGCACUGACUGCACCGAAAGACGUAAUGCGUAAUCCAUACUACGUAUCAUUUAUUUAUUCAAGCUUCCACACGAGGGUUUGGAAAUUCAAUCCUAUGACGCAGCGGUGUAUUAUUCGCACCCCCCAUGUAACUACACGUUUUACUCUGUUUCCCCUAGGUUUUUACGUUUUUUGUGAUAUCCAUCCAGUCCCACAGCAAGCAAUACAUGUCUGUAUUCGAUAUCCCCAAUGGGGCAUUGCCUAUAACAAUGAAUCGUAACUAUAACUAACGUUUAACUGUAAAGUAGGCUUAGUGUUAAUGACGCAACUGCAACUGAAAUGAUAUUAAUCUCGACGUUUGUUUUUUACAAAUUGAAUAAAAUUGAGUCUCAUUUAGAAUCGA